GGAAGAUCAUGUAAGCAAUGAAACUGUUAUGGAAACAACAGAGAAGGAACAAUCUGAGACAAACAUUGUUGGAUCUGAAGAAAUGGAACUCAAUAUCUCUCACAUUUUUGAAAAGAUCGAGCGCUUUACUCAACUGUGUUCUUAUAAUUUUUGUGGAGGUUUCGGAGCUACUGGAAUCAUGGAAGACGAUGUUCAAGGAGUUGAGUGAAGAAUUUGAAGAGCGGCUGAUUAUGUCAACUGUACUAUAACGUACGACGGGAAAUAUAAUGCCUUGAAUUUACGAAACAAUCCCAUGCAGCACCGUCUGAGAAUUUCAGAGAAAUUGAAUGGAAAUGACUCUGCCAAUAAUUAGACCUUUGCUUUGAGGAUUUUGGCAUCUGCAGCAUCAAACUCACCCUUAGCUGUAAGUUCAUCAGCAUCAGCAGAAAGGAAAAAAUCCAUUGUUUUCAGAGGGAGGGAGAAACGAAAAGCAGAAUGGAGAGUGCCUUUCUAUUCACCACUGCCAUCCUCCUUGUGGGGUUCUUUUCCGCAACAUUUCACGUAGCAUCUGCUGCCGUUUGGCUUCCAGCCCAUGCAACUUUCUACGGUGGAAGUGAUGCUUCCGGCACAAUGGGAGGAGCUUGUGGUUAUGGUAAUCUCAAUACGGAUGGUUACGGAAUAGAAACAGCUGCACUCAGCACAGCUUUGUUUAACGAUGGCAAGUCAUGCGGAGGCUGCUAUCAGAUAGUCUGCGAUGCGGCAAAGGUACCGCAAUGGUGCCUCAAGGGCAAAUACAUUACCAUCACGGCCACCAACUUCUGUCCUCCGAACUAUGCACUCCCAAGUGACAAUGGUGGUUGGUGUAAUCCUCCCCGACCACACUUCGACAUGUCUCAACCUGCAUUCCAGACCAUCGCCCAGUACAAAGCUGGGAUCGUACCAAUCCUCUAUAGGAAGGUAGGAUGCAGGAGAAGCGGUGGCAUCAGAUUCACCAUCACAGGAAGGGACUAUUUCGAGUUGGUGCUCAUAUCAAAUGUUGGAGGUGCUGGAGAGAUUUCCAAGGUAUGGAUAAAGGGGUCCAAAACCAAUAAAUGGGAAACCAUGUCGAGAAACUGGGGUGCCAACUGGCAGAGCUUAAGCUAUCUAAACGGUCAGAGCUUAUCCUUCAGGGUCCAAAGCAGUAAUGGAAUGAUUCGAACUGCUCUCAAUGUGGUGCCUUCCACUUGGCAAUUCGGCCAGUCCUUCAAAAGCAACGUUCAGUUUUAGAUCUUUCCUAUUGUUCAUGUAUUUUGUUGCGCCAAACCCCCUUUGUUUUUUUUUUCUCUUCUUCCAAACUGUAUUAUACAAAGUGUAAUCACUUGGGUUGUGGCGUAGCCUUUUGCAAUGAAGCCCAGCAAGUGAUUUACAACAUAUAUAAACCAUUCUCUAUGCCGCUUUAAUGGAAUGGUAGAACAAGUGCAAACUAUAGGCCAUGUAAUAAUAGGUCUACCAGGUCUUCCUGCAAUAAUGUUUGUUUAAUGAAUCCUACUGUCUCCCUGCUGUGCGUCCACCUAUAUACUAGCUAGUACUUGAUAGUUGGUAUGCAA
Messenger RNA from Theobroma umbraticum, 1565 nucleotides. RefSeq names its product expansin A17 (gene EXPA17). Gene Ontology annotation, cellular component: extracellular region. NCBI's taxonomy places the organism in Eukaryota, Viridiplantae, Streptophyta, Magnoliopsida, Malvales, Malvaceae. The record is from RefSeq and is a predicted model, not a curated record. Gene Ontology annotation, biological process: plant-type cell wall organization.